This is a messenger RNA of Cuculus canorus (common cuckoo), 3831 nucleotides long. It is a transcript of the gene TFIP11, whose product is annotated as tuftelin interacting protein 11. Gene Ontology annotation, cellular component: U2-type post-mRNA release spliceosomal complex. Gene Ontology annotation, molecular function: nucleic acid binding. The coding region runs from base 772 to 3255 and encodes 827 amino acids. The record is from RefSeq and is a predicted model, not a curated record. Lineage: Eukaryota; Metazoa; Chordata; Aves; Cuculiformes; Cuculidae. The transcript has 12 exons. Gene Ontology annotation, biological process: spliceosomal complex disassembly.
GUUCAGUUCCGGGCGGUGGCGGCGCAGGCAGGAGAGGGACUGGGCUGGGGAGAGCGGGAUUCCCGUAAGGGUGGUGGAUUGUGUGUGGGCCGGAGGAGCCUCACAUGGUCAGGGGGUGCCCGUAGGCCUGCGGGGUGCUCACGGGAUCAGAGUUGCCCGUGUGUGAGCCAGGGGGUGCCUACAGGGCCGGGGGAGUCCCCGCAGGGCCCAGGAGGCCGACAAGGCCCGGGGGCUCUGCAGAGCCAGGGGGUGCCCGCAGGGCCGAGGGUACCCGUGUGGGGGGCAGGGAGUACCCGCGAGGCCAGGGGUUGCCUACAGGACCAGUGGGUGUCUGUGGAGUCGGAGAGGUUCCCGUGUGUGGGCCAAGAGGUCCCGCAGGACCAGAGGGUGCCCACAGGACCGGGAGUCUCUGUGUGUGAGCGUAGGGGUGCCCGCAGGACCAGGGGGUCCCCACAGGGCCAGGGGUCUCUGUGAGCCGAGGAGUACUUGCAGGUCUAGGGAGUCCCCACAAAACCAGAGAGUGCCCACGUGUGGGCUGGGGCUUUUCACAGGAUCAAGGACCAGAGAGUGCCUGCAGGGCCAGGGGAUUCCCUGCAGGACCCAGAAGUCCCUUAGGGGCCACUUUUACCCACAGGACAAGGGGGUUCCCUGCAGAACCAGGGGUUUCCUGCAGAGCCAGGCUGACCCACAGGACCAGGGGUCACCGCAGGGCCAAGGAGUACCCGCAGGACCAGAGGAUCCCUGUAGAGCUGAAGGUUGCCUGCAGCCACCAUGUCAAUGUCACACCUGUAUGGCACCGAUGGGGAUGAUGGUGUGGAGAUGGAGAACUUUGAGGUAUCAGACUGGGACCUGCAGAACGAAUUCAACCCCCACCGGCAGCGCCACCGGCAAAGCAAGGAGGAGGCCACCUACGGUAUCUGGGCAGAGCGUGACUCGGAUGAGGAGCGGCCCAGCUUUGGCGGCAAGCGCUCUAGGGAUUACUCGGCCCCUGUGAACUUCAUCAGCGCUGGGCUGAAAAAGUCAGCGGCUGAGGAUAUGUCAGAAGAAGACUCUGAUGAAGAUGAAAAGCCUGUUAAGCAGGAGGAAAUCCCUAAAGAGUUUGUGCCGAAGAAGUUAAAAACAGGUGGUAAUUUCAAGCCAAGUCAGAAAGGCUUUGUAGGAGGGACAAAAUCUUUCGUGGAUUUUGGCAGCUGGGAGAGACACACUAAAGGAAUUGGACAGAAGCUUCUCCAGAAGAUGGGUUACGUCCCUGGAAGAGGUCUCGGAAAGAAUGCUCAAGGUAUCAUCAAUCCGAUUGAGGCCAAACAGAGAAAAGGCAAAGGAGCUGUUGGGGCAUAUGGCUCCGAAAGAACCAGCCAGUCUUUGCAAGACUUCCCUGUUGUGGACUCAGAAGAAGAAGCUGAAGAGGAAUUUCAAAAAGAGCUCAGUCAGUGGCGGAAAGAUCCGAAUGGAGGCAAGAAAAAGCCCAAAUACAGCUAUAAGACAGUAGAAGAACUGAAAGCCAAAGGCAGGAUCAACAAGCAGCUCUCAACCCCUCAGAAGGAGAUAUCUCAAGUCAAGGUUAUAGACAUGACGGGCCGGGAACAAAAGGUUUAUUACAGCUACAGUCAAAUUAGCCAUAAGCACAAUAUCCCAGAUAACAAUCCUCAGCAGCCACUGGGCAAAGACUCCAAGCUCCAAGGCUUUGCUUUGCCUGAACUGGAGCACAACCUCCAACUUCUUAUCAGCAUCACGGAGCAGGAGAUCAUCCAGAGCGACCGGCAGCUGCAGUAUGAGAGAGACAUGGUUGUCAACCUGACCCAUGAAAUACAGAAGAUGUCUGAAGUUCUCUCACAUGAGGAGAAGGCAAUUAGUAAUCUCAGCAAGGUGCUGGAGAUGGUGGAAGAGUGUGAGAGACGGAUGCAGCCCGGCUGUGAAAACCCCUUAACUUUGGAUGAGUGUGCGAAGAUUUUUGAAACGCUUCAGGACAAGUACUAUGAAGAGUACCGAAUGUCUGAUCGGGUAGACCUGGCAGUAGCAAUCGUCUAUCCUCUCAUGAAAGAUUACUUCAAGAACUGGGAUCCUCUCAAGGACUGCACGUACGGCACAGAGAUCAUAGCCAAGUGGAAGAACCUUUUGGAAAAUGAUCAGCUGUUAUCGCAUGGUGGGCAGGAUCUGUCAACAGAUGCUUUUCACAGACUGAUGUGGGAAAUCUGGAUGCCAUAUGUCAGAAACAUAGUGGCGCAGUGGCAGCCGAGGAACUGUGGAUCCAUGGUGGAUUUCUUGGAUAGCUGGGUAAACGUUGUUCCUAUCUGGAUACUGGAAAACAUUCUGGAUCAGCUUAUCUUCCCCAAGCUACAGAAAGAGGUUGAAAGCUGGAAUCCUUUGACAGACACAGUCCCAAUCCAUUCGUGGAUCCAUCCCUGGCUUCCCCUGAUGCAGGCACGAUUGGAGCCGCUGUAUUCUCCCAUCCGAAACAAGCUGGCGAACGCACUGCAAAAGUGGCAUCCCAGUGACUCCUCGGCCAAACUUAUCCUUCAGCCCUGGAAAGAUGUGUUCACCCCUGGGUCGUGGGAGGCUUUCAUGGUCAAAAACAUUGUGCCUAAACUAGGAAUGUGUUUGAAUGAACUCAUCAUAAACCCUCACCAGCAGCAUAUGGACGCCUUCUACUGGGUGAUUGACUGGGAGGGGAUGAUUUCUGUCUCCAGUCUUGUUGGGCUGCUGGAGAAACACUUCUUCCCGAAGUGGCUGCAGGUGCUGUGCUCGUGGCUUAGUAACAGCCCCAACUAUGAAGAGAUUACCAAGUGGUACUUGGGUUGGAAAUCCAUGUUCUCAGACCAAGUGUUAGCGCAUCCAUCCAUCAAAGACAAAUUUAAUGAAGCUCUUGAUAUCAUGAAUCGGGCUGUCUCUUCCAGUGUUGGUGGUUACAUGCAACCAGGUGCUCGAGAGAACAUCGCCUACCUUACUCACACCGAGCGGAGGAAAGACUUCCAGUACGAAGCCAUGCAGGAGCGCCGGGAGGCUGAGAACAUGGCCCAGCGUGGCAUUGGCAUGGCUGCCAGCUCUGUGCCCAUGAACUUUAAGGACCUAAUUCAGACGAAAGCGGAGGAGCACAACAUUGUUUUCAUGCCUGUGAUUGGAAAGCGGCAUGAAGGGAAACAGUUGUAUACGUUUGGACGGAUCGUCAUUUACAUUGACAGAGGUGUUGUGUUUGUGCAAGGAGAAAAGACCUGGGUGCCAACAUCUCUCCAGAGUCUCAUUGACAUGGCAAAGUGAGGCUUCGAACUGGGCAGACCAUCUUGUUAAAGUUCUAAGUGUAACUGUCUUAGAAUAAAAAAGUUACAGAUUUGUAAAUAGAGUGAAAUUGGACCUGUAUGCCAGGAUUUCUUCCUUAGAAGAGCUAUUCAGGUUCUGUCAACAGAUGAAAUUACACGAGGAAGUCUCUUAAGGGAAGAAUGAGCAGAGCAGUUUUGAUGGUUGUGCAACUGCUGCCGGUGACAGAGGUUUAUCAGCUCACUUGGAAGGGACUGUUGCGAAUGAGUUUUUAUAGAACUUCUAUUUGCAUAAAAGUGUGACUAAGAACAGAGCUCGAUGAUAAGGUCCUGUUCUUACUACAUGGAAGAACAGGUUUUAAUUGAUGCAAAGUGUUUUGCACAGGGGCUGGGGGUGCAAUAAGGUAAGGGAGGCCCUUAAGUAUAGCAUGGAGCACCUUUGCUUCCCAAACUCUUUCUCAGGGAGGAGUCUGUGUGCAGCUGGAUGCAAUCCUAGUCCUAGACUUGGUCAGCAGUUUAUGGCCAAGGGCUGCAGAGGGCAAGGAUUACAUGGGCACACCCAAUUCUCUCUGUCACUUAG